Molecule: messenger RNA, 1287 nt
Organism: Camellia sinensis
Lineage: Eukaryota; Viridiplantae; Streptophyta; Magnoliopsida; Ericales; Theaceae
Product: RNA-binding protein 2
Molecular function (GO): RNA binding
Source: RefSeq, a predicted model, not a curated record
GGGAAAUGUUUCUCACAUAUUUGUUUUGCUCGUUCAGUCGCUCACUCUGCAAUUGGUCUACUUUCCUUAACGAAUCCGAAGAUUUCGAACCAGGCUGUCCUUCCGUUCUUUAGCGCUCUCUCUCUCUCUCUCUCUCUCUCUCUCUGCGCUUACAGGAAAUGGCGGAUGCUUACUGGAGAUACGGCGAAAGUAGGCAACAGGCCAAUCUUCCUCCUCUCAUCGGAAAACGCCCUCGCUCCGACUACGAUGUUCCUAGUGGUCAUGAGUUGCCUGGCUAUUUUACUCGUGAUGAUGAAAGAGCAGCACAUCGUGUAAUGAGAGAUACCGACUCUAUUGGGGCAUCCUAUGAUCGUUACUUACGUAGUGCGCAAAUUUCAUCAUAUGGUGGGGGAGAUUCUGCUAGACCAUUGAGUGGUGGAUUAAGUGGUCGACCUGCUGAUGAUGCACGCAUUAUUGGUAUUGGGGGCUCAGACCCAGCGGUGAUAGCAAAAAACCGUCCUUUGGGAUUGGGGGAUGGUAGGCCUGAACUUCCCCUUCCUCCUGAUGCCACCAAUACACUAUUUGUGGAGGGUUUGCCUGCAAACUGUACACGGAGGGAAGUUUCUCAUAUCUUUCGCCCUUUUGUAGGCUACAAAGAAGUGAGAUUAGUGACUAAGGAAUCAAGACAUUCUGGGGGUGAUCCACUGGUACUUUGUUUUGUUGAUUUUGUGAGUCCAGCCCAUGCUGCCACUGCUAUGGACGCGUUGCAAGGUUAUAAAUUUGACGAGCAUGACCGUGACUCGGUCAAUUUAAGGCUGCAGUUCGCUCGCUACCCUGGUGCGAGGUCAGGUGGCGGGCACCGUGGCAAGCGUUGAAUAAUGCGGUUUUACAGGGCCCACUCGAUCCUGGAGUUUUGUGAUUACAAGAUAUUAAUCAACAGCCUUGCGAUUUUGAUAAUUUGCAUCUCUCGGAAUUGGCGCUUUUGUUAGGACAAGCUUGAAAACAGCCUUACGGUUUUGAGAAUUUGCAUCUCUCUGAAUUGGCACUUUCAUUAGAACAAGCUUGAACCGAGUGGGAUUUUAAUAAUUAGUGUCGGUUGUUCGAGUAAUGAAGUGUGCUAGUUUUUUUAAAUUUCUGUCGGCUACAAUUUCAGUAGACUUCGGUACUGUUAUAUUUUAUAUUUAGAUUGACAUACAAAAGAUUGCUUCUGCUUUUGUUUGCCUUCGGAUUAGGAUUUCAUGUUUGGAGAUAUUUAAUUAGUAAUGAACCAAUAGCGACUGCAAGAUGGGAUCCUUAGUAUUCUACUUA